GGACCGUACACAAGCCUUGUGAAAACUUAAUUUUUGCCGUGUUUUAAUUAUUGAACGACAUAUUCAUAGAGUCCGGUCGAUUAUUGGCAACAGAUAUCUUUUCCCAGUGCGGUAGAAAAGAUGCACUUGCAUUUAAACAUUAUUUUGAAUUUGGCGCCAAGUCUGUAAUAAAUAGUGAAAAUAGAUUUUUUGUGGAAACGUGAUCAGUGUCUAAUGGGUUUAAUUCUCUCGAUUCUCGUUGCUUGUAUGGGCGCGUGUGAACUUAUCGCAUUAUGUGCUAACGUAAGACGGAAUAUAACCUCAUCUCCAGUUCGAGGAGACCUCUCAACCAUUAGUGACAGGUAUGUGAAAGAACUCAAAGGAUCAGGGAGUAAUACUGUCCCUAACUCUCAGACAACGCUCAAUGAAUUCAUCAAGACAGCAUCGAACUCAACUCGUCUCAACAGCCAUGAAGACGUCGAGAUGGAAUACAAAAAGUCUAAGCAGAAAUGUAGGUCUCCAAGUCCCAGAAAGUUUUUGAUUACAGAAAAAGAAAUAGAUUCCGAACGAUCUUCACCGUCAUCUAGACAUUUCGUGGUUUCUGAUGAUAUGUCGCCUUUUGUUAGGUCUCCGGCACACACGUCAAUUCAAGAGUAUUCGAUUAAAGAAGUGAAAAAUUCUAUCGAAUCACCCGAUAAACCUAGAUACGUACUUCAAGAAGAAGAAAAUUCAGAAACUUCCAUAAUACCUUUGCCAAAACAGUUCAUAUUAACGGAAAACACUGCUAUUGUUCUAAAUUGUCAACGUGAACGUUCCCUUUCUCCACUUCCUCCAGUAGAUCUGCCACAAGUACCCAGAAACAGCUUCUGUAACGAUUUGUUGAACACAGGUGAAGUUCAUCUAGACAAAAAUAUAUCCAGGUCGCCAACACCCGGAGAAAAAGUCGAUGUUAUUUUAGAGUCUUCCAGCUUCAAUACUACUCAGUACUGGACUAACAAAGUUCUUGUAGUACCUAGCAAUAGAUCCAAAUCAAGAUCUCCAUCUCCAAUUGCUCAAAAAGCUUCUGUAUCGGCCAGUGGUAAGACAUUUCUUAGAGCACCAAAGCAACCAAGAGCAAGGUCGAAGUCGGAGAAUAUUGACCAUAAUUUCGAAAGUCCACUAGAUAGAGAAAAGAAAGCAGUUUCGAAUUUGGGUUUAUCAGAUGAUUUCGAGUGGUCAUUUCCUCUAGAGGAUAACAAAGAAUGUCCUCCAUAUGAAAGUUUUUCGGGCUAUGCUGGCAAAGUUAGUAACGCUCAAAGUAUCCAGAAAAUGGUCAAUGUCACUAGUCAUAUGAGGAAAGUAACUAAUGAAACGGAAAACGCAAUUGCCAAAGUGCGAAAUUCCUUCAAUAGUGAAAAUACUACAGCUGUUUUAACUCAUGCGGCUGAAGAAUUAAAAAAAGUGUCAUCGAAAGAGAAUUUUCAGAGCGAACACGGUACAACUUCGGGUCCAAAACCUGGAGAGCCAUUUUGGCUCAUUUUCAGCGGAGAAUAUACCAAGGCCAUGAACAAGGACUGGCACGGCCAACACUUCUGCUGCUGGCAGUGCGACGAGAGUUUGACAGGACAACGUUACGUCCUGCGAGACGAACAUCCUUACUGCGUAUCCUGCUACGAGUCUGUGUUCUCAAACGCUUGCGAAAAAUGCAGCAGGACUAUUGGUAUCGACUCGAAGGAUUUGUCGUACAAAGACAAGCAUUGGCACGAGGCUUGCUUCCUAUGCACCACUUGCGGAGAAUCCUUGGUAGACAAGCAGUUUGGAUCCAAAGGUGAUAGGAUCUAUUGCGGAAGUUGUUAUGAUCAACAAUUCGCCUCCAGAUGCGAUGGGUGCCAUGAAAUUUUCCGAGCCGGUACGAAGAAAAUGGAGUACAAGACCAGGCAAUGGCACGAAAAAUGUUUCUGCUGUUGUGUUUGCAAGGUGCCCAUUGGAACUCAGAGUUUCAUUCCUCGCGAACAAGAAAUUUACUGCUCCAAAUGUUAUGAAGAAAAGUUCGCCACGCGUUGUAUCAAGUGUAACAAGGUUAUUACCAGUGGAGGAGUGACGUACAAAAACGAACCUUGGCAUAGGGAAUGCUUCACCUGCACACAUUGCACAAAGAGUUUGGCAGGUGAACGAUUCACAAGCCGCGACGAGAAGGCUUAUUGCGCAGAAUGUUUUGGAGAAUUGUUUGCAAAACGUUGCACUGCUUGCACCAAACCAAUUACAGGUAUUGGAGGCACCAAAUUCAUCUCUUUCGAAGAUCGUCACUGGCACAAUGAUUGUUUCUUCUGCGCUUCGUGCCGUACUAGUUUGGUAGGACGUGGCUUCAUUACUGAUCAAGAUGACAUCAUCUGUCCCGAGUGCGCUAAACAAAAACUGAUGUAAAUGUCGUAAUUAGUUGAAGGAGGGGUCAUGACUUAAACUCAAACUGAUUUUCAUCAAAUUUCAUUUGUUGAAUCCAAAAAAAAAUAUUUUCAUCCAGUGAAAUUUAAGUAGCAACAAAAUUUUUGAAUGGAUUUUAUAUAUCGUAAAGUUCAAAGCUUUGGUCACAAAUUUAAUUCACUUUGAAUUCAAAUACCAUCAAAAUAACAUUAUUUUUAGACCAAUAACAAAAAAUGAAUAGACAUAUCAUGCAAUGACUCACGAAAAGUAAAUUAAUAUUCGAAUAAUCAUACAAGUCACCUAUUAGUAUGAAUAUAUGUAUAGAAAUAGAGAAUAUAAAGAAUGAAUUGAUCCCUCCUUACUGAAUGAACAAUAAACAGAAGUUGUUUCAUAAGUGUAUUGAUAUGAAAAAAAAUCAUACAAGUUUUUUUAACUAUUUACACAUUUUCACUUCCUAAAUAUAUAGGUUGAUAUUGGUAUCACAAAAAUGACAAUUUUGGAAAAACUUGAAUUAAUGAAUUCCCCAAUAUCUUCACAUAUUUAUUACAUACACUAACACAUAUACACACGAAAACAAAAAAAAAACAUUUUAACAAAUCUAGCAAAUGAAAAAUUUUGUUUAAAUAUAUAUUAUUUCUGUCCAAUUGCAGUUAUUUCGCGGGAACAAUUCAGUCAUUUCCCCCUUCAAAAAUCCUUUUAAUCAUUAGUGAAAGCAUAUUUAUUUUUCUAAUAUUUUUUUCGCUUUAGCUUGUUUCAACAUAUAAUGAGUUCAAGAGCAAUAUAUGACGUAGCCAUAUUCUAAAUAAGUAAGAAAAAGGUUGCCUUAAUAAAUAUUUAUCAUAUUCUAAGUGUUAUAUCCCUAGGGAUUAAACGUUAUAUCAAACGUUCUCAAUAAUGAAUAAUUAUUUACAUUUUUAAUUUAUGGAAUUGUUUAUUGUAGAUAAUAUGUAUACUGCUUCAUAGCAUUUAUGAACAUACCGAGCGAUUUGGUGCUACUACAGUAGAUUAGUAAAUUAGUGCAGGUUGUACUUUUAAGUUUUGAAAUAUUUUAGAAGUUUACAUUUUAUUGUUGCAUAAUAUGUGUUUUAUCCAAGAUUUGAAAUAUAUUAACUAAAUUGUUAUUAAUAUUUAUUCAGGACUUCACAGUUCAUGUAUAUUUUAAUCCUAUAUUUAUGUAUUGUAACUUUUGGGAAUGUUACAACUUGUUAUACUGUCAGAAUCAAGGGCUUUGCUUCUAGGGUACAUCUCAUAUUUCAUUCUGUAAUAAAUUCUUUAAAAAAA
Molecule: messenger RNA, 3660 nt
Organism: Leptinotarsa decemlineata (Colorado potato beetle)
Lineage: Eukaryota; Metazoa; Arthropoda; Insecta; Coleoptera; Chrysomelidae
Gene: Lmpt
Product: four and a half LIM domains protein limpet
Cellular component (GO): nucleus; Z disc
Molecular function (GO): zinc ion binding; transcription coregulator activity
Source: RefSeq, a predicted model, not a curated record